CCAGCGCGACGUUGCGACGUUCCAUCGUAGUCGGUCGAAGAUCCGUUCGAAUGCGUCGCGCCGCUUGAUCGCUCGAUCCCUGUCGAUCGUGGAGUUCGAGGUACGCGGUCGCGUGUGGUGUCAGUGAACAGUAAUAAAACGGCAGCGAGAGAAAUAAAGAGAGGCGGAAGAACUGUGUUGGUGAGGAACGAGAGAGAACUUGUCUUUCCGUGUGGAGAGUGAAGAUAGGCAGCGAUCACGUCACGAUGGCAGCUUGUCGUGUGCGUCCUACCUGCGUGGCAAUCGCCGUUCUGCUGUUACAGCUAACAGCUUAUGCGAACGCAACUGAUCCGUACUUGGAAAUUUUACCAAACGGCGAGACGCAAACAAAGCCGAUCGGCUCCAGCAUUAUCCUCACGUGUAAACCGAAGGUAGACGAUCCGUCACUUAUCUCUGAUAUGCAAUGGUUCGAUCCGAUGGAUCGCUUGAUUGAGCCUCUCAACAAAAAAGGCAAUAGUAAUUCAAAGCCAUCCAGAUAUACCGAAUUGCACCAAGAUGGUAGACUGUCCCUAUACUUUAAUUCCCUUGAAGAGGAACAAGCUGGGAUGUAUACAUGCAAAGGGAUUUAUGCACGUAAUGUGCAGUUAAGCAAAUCUGUGACAAUCGAUACUAUUAUUGCGAUCACGUGGGAGAAUGCACCGCCAAAUCAGUAUCCCAUUCUUGGGGAAGAUUUCGAUAUUCAUUGUCAAGUACGCGCUAGGCCAUCGCCUUCGGUUGAUUGGCUUUUCAACGGAGAGGUGAUCAAAACAAAUAAUCACUAUAUCAUAAAUACUUAUUCCUUGAAGAUCAAGAAUGUCCAAAAGAGUGACGAUGGUACAUAUAUAUGUCGGGCAUCAGUACAAACCACAGGAGAAUUGCAAGAGCGACCUAUUCACGUUGAGGUACACAUACGACCUGCGAUCACUGAGUUUACGAAACCAAUAGACGUCAUCGAAGGCGAAAACGCAGACAUUAGGUGUAAUGGUACUGGCAAGCCACCACCAGUAAUCACGUGGGUUAAGUCUCUAACCCAACAGAAUCUGUCCAUUACCGAUCGCUUCGGUGUCGAUCCGGUCUCGGGUAUACUCACUAUCACAAAUGUGAAGCGCGAAGAUUCGGGUGAGUAUCAAUGCAUGGCAACAAACGCUGCAGGUACCGCUACUGCCACUACCCAAAUAAAUGUGAUCAUCAAACCGAAAAUCAUGGAGUUCUUGAACAAGACCGUGGUGGAGGGCAAAAGUGUGGAAAUCCAAUGUAAGGCCUUCGGUCGACCACCACCAAAAGUGAGCUUCAGGAAAUUUACCCUCGACAAGCCAUACGCGGAUGGCGCUCAGUCGGAAGAUGACCGGAUCAUCGUGAGGAACGAACCAGACCAGAACAUGUCUAGUGACGUGACUAUUGGCAUACUAUCAAUCACUGAUGUUCUUACUGAUAACGAUGGCCUGUACGAAUGUGUAGCGGAAAAUACUGGCGGCGUCGCCUACAUGAAUGGUCAUUUGACUGUGGAAUUUCCGCCCUCCUUCUCCUCCACCAUGCGGAAUGUCACUUGGUCUUGGGAAUCGAAACCAAUUAAUCUCACUUGUGAAGCCGAGAGCAUACCGAACGCGACAAUACGCUGGACUUUGCAUGAGCAGAAGAUCGAAAACGAAGCUUAUAUCCAACAGUUUGGUAACGGGCCGAUUUCCACUCUCCAAAUAAGACCGAUCGACCGGAGAUUUUACACGCAUUAUAAGUGCAUCGCUAUGAAUACUCAUGGUACGAGGGAGCGUAUGAUGGAAUUGAGAGAAGCGGCGAAACCCGGCGAGCUUUUGAGCGUCAAGAUGGCUGAAGUUACCGCCACGACGAUAAGAUUCGAUCUGCAACCGCCCGUACAUCCAGAUUUGCCUGUCACCACUAUUACCGUACAGUACAAAGAAGAGUUGCAUACUUGGCAAAACGCGAAAAAUAAGACGUGGUCUGUCGGUACUCUGUACGUCAUCGAGGGUUUGAAACCACAGACGCCCUAUGACUUCCGAUUCGCCGGGAGAAAUGAGGUCGGUCUGGGUAACUUUGGUAACUUCCAUCGAGAGAUCACACCCGGUAGAACGGUGCCAAAAGAUCCGAGAAUUCUGACCACGCCAGGCUCUGAAUACGAGCAGUCUCCGUACAGUCAUCAAUAUGAGCUCAGCUGGGUGACGCCGCCCGACAAUGGCGAACCCAUAGACAAGUACCUGAUCAAGUACUGCCAGAUAAGACGUGUCUCUGGCGAGUGGGAAGUGAUGCAAGAAACCUGUCAAUCGACAGAUGUCAAAUCCCAAAGGACGAGGCAUUUCCUCAAGGAACUGAAAUACGAUACUUUCUACACAGUCGAGCUUCAGGCUCACAACGCGAUGGGUUACGGCAAACCUGGAUACGUCAAGAUCAGGACGGCUAGAGGUGUAGAUACCAGCGUGCUGCAGCAUCAAGGCCCGUUAAUAUCGAGCGGAGCCAUAAUCGGCAUUGUCCUCGCGACGAUAUUCGUCAUCUUUAUCGUCAUUGAUGCCAUCUGCUGUUGCGUGCGCGAGACAGGAAUUAUUAACUACAUGCGCGAACGAUCUCGACGGAAACCAGUCGAUGAGGAAGAUACGAAGCUCGGCAGUCUUUACGGUUGGCGGUUUCCAUUGCCGUAUUGCGACCAAAAAAUGGCCAAUGUCGCCGGGGUCACGGCCAUCCAAGACUCAAGUAGUGGAAAAAAUACCAUUAGAUUGGUCAAACACACUGCCAUAGACGAGAAGGAGCCGCUGAAAGAGGAAAAGAAGAUCACGCCGAUCAUCGAUUCCGGACUGCGCCGAGAGACCUCCAUCACUUUUGACGGCAAGAGGUCCGUUUCCAAGACCGGCUUCGUCGGCAAAGAUUCAGCCGUCUAGAUAUUCUUCCGGCGUACUAGAUUGUAAAUCGUUCCGGAAAAACGCAGCGCGGUUUCCGGCUAAAGUGUUCUCGAAAAAAAAAAAAGAAUAAGAAAAUGCAAAACAAGAAACGAAAAGAAGGACGCGCAGAGGGAAUCAUCGUAUGUACAACAUUCACGAGCUCGUUUGCGGGAAGACGAGGGAUUUAGCAAUCCGUCUCGCCGAAUUUUUUCCGGAUGAAACCUCACGAGAUUUCUCUGUCGCCAUUCAGCGCCAAGUCUCUAUCGCGAGUCUUUGCUUUUCAUUUUUCUCUCAAAAAAAACGUGCGCGGUUUCACAGUUGCACGCCGACCCGCCUUCUAUCCUUUCAAAACCUCUUACCUCGUGUACUGCGAUAUACUUGCCGCCUACACUUCCUCGUAGAAUCCCUUGAAAGCGCUUCCCGCCACUGAUGAACAUAUCCUUUGCCUAUUACUUUGCCACAAAGUUUUCACUGCACGUCUGAUUUUGCGUGUAACGUAAGCUAACUUUAAAGAAAGGAACAAACUUUAAAAACUUGACAUAUUC
This is a messenger RNA of Atta colombica, 3448 nucleotides long. It is a transcript of the gene Fas2, whose product is annotated as fasciclin-2. Gene Ontology annotation, cellular component: plasma membrane; axon. Bases 246 to 2903 code for a protein of 885 amino acids. Gene Ontology annotation, molecular function: cell-cell adhesion mediator activity. The record is from RefSeq and is a predicted model, not a curated record. Gene Ontology annotation, biological process: axon guidance; dendrite self-avoidance; homophilic cell-cell adhesion. Lineage: Eukaryota; Metazoa; Arthropoda; Insecta; Hymenoptera; Formicidae. The transcript has 10 exons.